Molecule: messenger RNA, 1251 nt
Organism: Globicephala melas (long-finned pilot whale)
Lineage: Eukaryota; Metazoa; Chordata; Mammalia; Artiodactyla; Delphinidae
Gene: LYPD6B
Product: LY6/PLAUR domain containing 6B
Molecular function (GO): acetylcholine receptor regulator activity
Source: RefSeq, a predicted model, not a curated record
GGGCGGGGAGGGGCCGCACCAACGCCAGCCAGCCGCCAGUGACCUGCCAGCCGGGACCGGGAGCAGGGAGCCGGCCGGACGCGCGGACAGGCCCGGCGAGCGCGGCGGAGCUGGUGUCCUUGAGUGAGGGUAGCAGGGAGUGAAAGAGGAGGAGAAAAGAAAAUUAAGAAAGGUGUAUGAGUUUUGGACUUUUCCACACCCAGGGUCAGAAUGCCGCUCCUCUGUCAUGCCCUCACUGUAGCUGUGGUCCAGACCUUUAUCUUCUCAGAAAACCGGGCAUUUGCCAAGAACAUCAACUUCUAUAACGUGCGGCCUCCUCUUGACCCGACACCAUUUCCAAACAGCUUCAAGUGUUUUACCUGUGAAAAUGCAGGGGAUAAUUAUAACUGCAAUCGAUGGGCAGAAGACAAAUGGUGCCCACAAAAUACACAGUACUGUUUGACAGUACAUCACUUUACCAGUCAUGGAAGGAGUACAUCGAUCACCAAAAAGUGUGCCUCCACAAGUGAAUGUCAUUUUGUUGGCUGCCACCACAGCCGAGAUUCUGAACACACGGAGUGUAGGUCUUGCUGUGAAGGGAUGAUCUGCAAUGUUGAGUUACCCACCAACCACACGAAUGCGGUCUUUGCUGUGAUGCAUGCUCAGAGGACGUCUGGCAGCCGUGCCCCUGCGCUCCACCUACCAGUGCUGGCCUGGGCCUUCAUGCUGCUGUUGAUGUGAUACCACCAUUCCUGGGCGAGGCAGAGACCAGCCCUCUAAAGCACAAGCCAACAACUGUGUAAACAGUGAACUUUGGAGUGAAGACCCAUCUUGCACUUGGUGAAGAAUGCUCAUCGGACCCCAAAGCAGAAGCCAGGUGCUUAGCUGAAAUGCUCCUGCACAAGGCCACUGAGGAAGGGGACUUGGCAGGGACUGAGGGAUGUUGUGGAUUUUAUAUUUCUUGAUCAAAGGGGCUGCAUUUAGUCACUUCUGCAAGGAGAGUCUUGCCAGCAUCUACUACGGGCAGGUUCAGUAGCCUGUAUUGUCCCCACCUGACCAGGCCUGGAGCAGAAAGGACUCCUUGACUGAUCAACUCCUUCAGGGGCUGCUGGAUCAGACCCUCUCUUUUCUGUGAUUAGCUCAGAGCAUCUCUAUGAAAUAUAACCCUUCUCCAAUAAGAAAGCAAUUUCCCCGCCAACGGUGUAGUCAAUGAGAAGGGCAACUACAAGAAGAAAACUUCCAGUGGAACUAAUAUGAAACCCAUUUGCUAUU